Messenger RNA from Chironomus riparius, 825 nucleotides. The record is from the annotation of a GenBank genome assembly. Lineage: Eukaryota; Metazoa; Arthropoda; Insecta; Diptera; Chironomidae.
AUGCAUUUAACAACAGUAAAAAUACAAAAAAUAAUUUAUUUUCUACAAAUAAUUCUAUAUGGAAGUGCGGAACUUCUCACAAUUAAUGUACAAAAUCAGGGCGGCGAGGUGGUACAAGAGACAAUAACAUCAAAUAUUCAUGAUGACAUAAUUAUGUUGGAGUUUCAGAGGACUGAUGGCACUUUAAUAACUCAACUUAUAGACUUUCGUAGUGAAGCGCAAGUGUUAAAAGCCCUUGUGCUCGGUGAAGAGGAACGAGGUCAGAGUCAGUAUCAAGUGAUGUGUUUUGUAACAAAAUUUCAAAAGGGUGAUUUUAUUACAUCAGAUGCUAUGGCAAAAUUAAGACAGAAAAAUCCGAGUACAAUACGAACGCCGGAGGAGGAUAAGGGUCGAGAGAAUUUUACGAUGACUGGAUGGGUAAAUUUGGAACGGUCAUCGCCUAUAUCAAGACACUUAUCAAUUUGCAGUGAGGCAAAAGACUCCACAUAUGUUCGUGAUGUUGAUUUGAAAUCAUGGGCUGAAUUGCCAGGCUCAUCAAUGUCAAUAUUAGAAUCAUCAGUAACGGCAUUUCCAAAUGCACAACAGCAUAAAGUGAUAUCACGAUGUAACGAAGUAUCAAGUAUAUGGGCUCCAUGUAUAUGCUCGCUAGAGCUGUGUAUCGGAUGGUAUCCAUGUGGACUAAAAUAUUGUAAAGGAAAGAAUGAUAAUGCACUAAACAGUAAUCAAAUAAAUUCGAGCUAUCGAUGUGGCAUAAAGACAUGUCGAAAAUGUAAUAAUUUUAGUUAUUAUGUAAGACAAAAGCAACAAUGCCUGUGGGAUGAAUGA